AUGGCAUGGAGUUACUUGAUCAUAAUUGUAACAAUUUUAACAUUUCACUCUGUGACAUAUGGAGACGAAUGUUCGGAAUAUUGCACGUGCAUCAAAGUUGGAAGGAGAAUGGCGUUAAGAUGUGAGAAUCAAAACCUCACUGCAAGUAACGUGAAAGAAAUUGCAGAAAAACUAGAAAAGCAUGUAUUUCUAACAUACGUCUCUUUCAAAGGAAACUUAAUUGAGGUAUUUCCAAUGGAAAGUUUUCCCAUAUCGAAGGUACUGCAAAGAAUCAACUUGUCUGCAAAUAAAUUGAAAAGAAUACCUGAGCAUUUAAAAGUCAAGAUGCCUUCUUUAAGAUCACUAGCCUUAUCAAAUAACAAAAUUAGUGAGAUAAAUUAUGAACUUAAUGGAUUAUCUCAGCUAGUGUAUCUGUCUCUAAGCAAUAAUCAAGUCAAUAAAAUCUCCGUAAACUCUUUUAAGGGGUUAAAAGAUAUGCAAAGGUUGGAUUUGAGCUCAAACAAAAUAACUGCAUUAUUACCUGGAACAUUCAAAGUUUUCAGAAAUGCUGUUGUCGAUUUAUCGCAUAAUAAAUUGGUAAGAAUAUCAAACGGUGUGUUUUCGAGCUUGCAUAUCCGAAAGUUGAUCCUAACAAACAACCGCAUUGAACAGCUCGAAAGUGAAUCAUUUUCAAAUGUCGUUAUUCAAGAAGGUAUAUAUCUCGAUCAAAAUAGAAUUAAAAAAUUACCUAAUGCAUUUCGAAAUUCGAAUUUGUCUUCAUUGAAUCUUAAUAAAAAUCCCUUGCUGUGUGACUGUACGUUAUUUAAAACAGUAAAAAUGAUGACCGAUGAAAACAGGAUCUUAAAACUCGUCAACGCUCUAUGUAUGGCACCCGAAACCAUGCUGGGCAUUAAUCUAGCCAAUACUACCGCUUUAAAAUCCGCUUGCCAGCCCUGUGACUUCCAUAACUGUCCUUUUCGAAACUCUGUGUGUAAAAUUAAAAAAGAUACUAACGUAAGUUGUGUUUGCAAAACGGGAUUUGCAGGUGAUAAAUGCGAAGUUAUGGAGAAAGAACGCCGAGUAAAAUUAACUCCGAUGGACCGUAUUUGCCUUUUUUCGUGCACGUGUAAACAUGGCAAUUCUUUGGUCAUCAAAUGCGAAGGAAAAGAGUUGACCAGCGAAAAUGUGUCAGCAAUAGCCAAGAAUAUACCACCGAUAAUUUCAUACUUAUCCUUUCGCAAAAAUUUUAUCAAAUAUUUCCCUACCAAUGACUUUUUUAUUUUAAAGAAUUUAACUGUACUAGAUUUAUCAGAGAAUAUUCUCUCGACUGUUCCUAUGCGGUUAGAAGUAAUUGCGCCUUCGUUGAAAACACUCGUUCUGGCCAACAAUACGAUAUCAGCUCUCACAAAUAAUGUCUUUGGUAAAGUAGAUCUUAUGCAUUCUAUUGAUCUAAGUAACAAUAACAUUGUUGAAAUUUCGCCUUAUUCUCUAAACGGACUGAAAAAUUUGCAAAAAUUAAAUUUUAGUUCAAACAAGAUAACGUUGUUACCAUUUGGUGUGUUCAAUGCUCCUCUAAAUGCUGCCUUUAUUGAUCUGUCGAACAACAAGUUAAAGUCGAUAUCCAACCGUGUAUUUUCAAACAGACGCAUUCAAAAUAUAAUACUGACGAAUAACCACAUUGACCACCUCGAAGAAAACGCAUUUUCGAACAUACUAAUUCAACAUAGCAUACAUCUCAACAAAAAUAAAAUUCGUUUUAUACCGAUUGAUAUAUUUCAAAAGUCGAAUUUGUCUUUCUUAAAUCUCGCCGGGAAUCCUUUGUCAUGCGAUUGUUCGUUUUGUAAGAUAGUAAAAAGUUUGAUUUACGCAAGUGUGCGCGUAUUACUGGAUAAACCGAAAUGUUUUUUCUUUUGGAAACAUUCUCAUUUUGUGACACGUAACAAUACAUCAUCUAACACUUGCUGCAUACCUUGUGGCAAUCAGUCAUGCCAUAACGCAAAUUCCUCUGUCGAAACCACAAAGCAUAACAUAACGACUUCAAGUUGCGCAAGUCUGUCAUUUAAAAGUUAUUAUAACGCAGAAUUGGUAUGGGUGUUGCUGAUUGGCAGUUUUUGUACUGUUUUUUUUAUCUCCAUAACAGCGACGAUACAGUGUUAUUUAUGUCAAAAAGGACGGAAAGCAAAGAAAUAUAUUGUUACAAUGCAAGUGAUGAAGAAAUGCCCUCGUGAAGGAUACGCUAUAAACAGAUUCAGGAAACAAAGUGAGAACUUGGGAUAUGUUUAA
Hydractinia symbiolongicarpus is the source of this 2262-nucleotide messenger RNA. RefSeq names its product slit homolog 1 protein-like. The record is from RefSeq and is a predicted model, not a curated record. The coding region runs from base 1 to 2262 and encodes 753 amino acids. Lineage: Eukaryota; Metazoa; Cnidaria; Hydrozoa; Anthoathecata; Hydractiniidae. The transcript has a single exon. Gene Ontology annotation, molecular function: protein binding.